This is a messenger RNA of Pteronotus mesoamericanus, 1868 nucleotides long. It is a transcript of the gene FZD10, whose product is annotated as frizzled class receptor 10. Gene Ontology annotation, molecular function: Wnt receptor activity; Wnt-protein binding. The record is from RefSeq and is a predicted model, not a curated record. Bases 16 to 1761 code for a protein of 581 amino acids. Gene Ontology annotation, cellular component: plasma membrane. Gene Ontology annotation, biological process: canonical Wnt signaling pathway; non-canonical Wnt signaling pathway. NCBI's taxonomy places the organism in Eukaryota, Metazoa, Chordata, Mammalia, Chiroptera, Mormoopidae. The transcript has a single exon.
GCUUCCGACGGCACCAUGCAGCGCCCGGGUCCCCGCCUGUGGCUGGUCCUGCAGGUGAUGGGGUCGUGCGCCGCCAUCAGCUCCAUGGACAUGGAGCGUCCGGGCGACGGCAAGUGCCAGCCCAUCGAGAUCCCGAUGUGCAAGGACAUUGGCUACAACAUGACCCGCAUGCCCAACCUGAUGGGCCACGAGAACCAGCGCGAGGCCGCCAUCCAGCUGCACGAGUUCGCGCCGCUGGUGGAGUACGGCUGCCACGGCCACCUCCGCUUCUUCCUGUGCUCGCUGUACGCGCCCAUGUGCACCGAGCAGGUCUCCACCCCCAUCCCCGCCUGCCGCGUCAUGUGCGAGCAGGCCCGGCUGAAGUGCUCCCCGAUCAUGGAGCAGUUCAACUUCAAGUGGCCCGACUCGCUGGACUGCAGCAAGCUCCCCAACAAGAACGACCCCAACUACCUCUGCAUGGAGGCGCCCAACAACGGCUCGGACGAGCCGGCCCGCGGCUCGGGCAUGUUCCCGCCGCUCUUCCGGCCGCAGCGGCCCGCAGGCGCGCAGGAGCACCCGCUGAAGGACGGGGGUCCGGGCCGCGCCGGCUGCGCCAACCCCGGCAAGUUCCACCACGUGGAGAAGAGCGCGUCGUGCGCGCCGCUCUGCACGCCGGGUGUGGACGUGUACUGGAGCCGCGACGACAAGCGCUUCGCCGUGGUCUGGCUGGCCGUGUGGUCCGUCCUCUGCUUCUGCUCCAGCGCCUUCACCGUGCUCACCUUCCUCAUCGACCCCGGCCGCUUCCGCUACCCGGAGCGCCCCAUCAUCUUCCUCUCCAUGUGCUACUGCGUGUCCUCGCUGGGCUACAUCAUCCGCCUCUUCGCCGGCGCCGAGAGCAUCGCCUGCGACCGCGACAGCGGGCAGCUCUACGUCAUCCAGGAGGGGCUAGAGAGCACGGGCUGCACCCUCGUCUUCCUGGUCCUCUACUACUUCGGCAUGGCCAGCUCGCUCUGGUGGGUGAUCCUCACGCUCACCUGGUUCCUGGCUGCUGGCAAGAAGUGGGGCCAUGAGGCCAUCGAGGCCAACAGCAGCUACUUCCACCUGGCAGCCUGGGCCAUCCCGGCCGUGAAGACCGUGCUGAUCCUGGUGCUGCGCCGGGUGGCGGGGGACGAGCUCACCGGCGUCUGCUACGUGAGCAGCAUGGACGUGGGCGCGCUCACGGGCUUCGUGCUGGCGCCCCUGGCCUGCUACCUCGUCCUGGGCACGUCCUUCCUGCUCUCGGGCUUCGUGGCCCUGUUCCACAUCCGCAGGGUGAUGAAGACGGGCGGGGAGAACACGGACAAGCUGGAGAAGCUCAUGGUGCGGAUCGGGGUCUUCUCGGUGCUGUACACCGUGCCGGCCACCUGUGUCAUCGCCUGCUACUUCUACGAGCGCCUCAACAUGGAGUACUGGAAGGCGCUGGCCGCGCAGCGCAAGUGCAGGGUGAACAACCAGACCAAGAGCCUGGACUGCCUGCUGGCCGCCUCCAUCCCGGCCGUGGAGAUCUUCCUGGUGAAGAUCUUCAUGCUGCUGGUGGUGGGCAUCACCAGCGGGGUCUGGAUCUGGACCGCCAAGACGCUGCAGUCCUGGCGCAGCGUGUGCGGCCGCCGCUUCCAGCGGAAGAGCCGGAGGAAGCCGGCCAGCGUCGUCGCCCACGGCGGGAUUUACAAAAAAGCCCAGCACCCGCCCAAGGCGCACCUGGGGAAGUACGAGGCCCCCGCCCGGCCGCCCACCUGCGUGUGAGGCGCGGGCGGCGGGGGUGGAGCGGAACACUUUGCCGCGCGCUCUCUGCGCGUCUCUGGGUCGGUGGGCUGGUUGGUUGGUUUUUUAAAAUAAAAGGAAAAGGAAAA